AUGUCCAGCGAUUGCUGUUAUCUCUGCACAGAGUGUCCAAACUCCUAUGCGACGUUUGAGGAGCUCGAACUGCACAUGCACUGCCAUAAGAAAACAACACAGAUGGAGACACAAAACAGCGUUGAGGAGCAUGAGUUAUCGGAAGUAGAUCGGCACUCGCCGAGCAGUUCCGAUCUGACCGACGGUAUGAUGUCGCACGAUGUGGACGAGGACCAGAUGGAUCAAUCGAUGGACGACACGAUGCUUGAUCAAUCGAUCGAUUCCAUCGAGGAUUUGAAACCUGGCUAUCAGUGUCGCUUCUGUCCGACACGUUUCGAUGAGCGACACCAGUUGAAUCUUCACUACACAAGCUGCCACCGAGACAAGCCACAGUACACAUGCGAUGUGUGUCACACGAUUUUCGCGGUGAAACGAGAACUUUCCACCCACAUGAGAACGCACAGUGGCGAACAACCGCAUACG
This is a messenger RNA of Ostertagia ostertagi, 462 nucleotides long. Lineage: Eukaryota; Metazoa; Nematoda; Chromadorea; Rhabditida; Trichostrongylidae. The record is from the annotation of a GenBank genome assembly.